Messenger RNA from Dicrocoelium dendriticum, 420 nucleotides. NCBI's taxonomy places the organism in Eukaryota, Metazoa, Platyhelminthes, Trematoda, Plagiorchiida, Dicrocoeliidae. The record is from the annotation of a GenBank genome assembly.
AUGGGGUGGUUGGGGGUGGGGGGGGGGGGGGGGGGGGGGGGGGGGGGGGGGGGGGGGGGGUGGGGGGGGGGGGGGGGGGGGUGGGGGGGGGGGGGGGGGGGGGGGGGGGGUGUGGGGGGGUGGGGGGGGGGGGGGGGGGGGGGGGGGGGGGGGGGGGUGGGGGGGGUGGUGGGGGGUGGGGUGGGGGGGUGGGGGGUUGGUGGGGGGGGUAAGGGGGUGUGGGGCGCGGGGGGGGGGAGAGAAAGUGUGGGUGAGGGUGUGGGGGGGGGGGGGGGGGGGGGUGGGGGAGUGGGGGGGGGUGGGGGGGGUUGUGGCAGGGGGGGGUGGUGGGUAUAUGAACUGAUCGGAGUUAAAGAACUAUCGACUUUUGGGGGGGGGGGGGGGGGGGGGGGGGGGGGGGGAGGUUCAGGGGGACCAUAA